GACUGGUGUAGUUCUAGGUUGGUCUUGAGUCACCAGGUGGGAGUUUAAGAACCUUCUGUUGAGACCCAAAGGAGACAGAAUCUAGAGACAGGCCACAAUGGUGCAGUGACAGAAUAAAGACCUGGUUGCUAGGGUCAGGGAAUAACCACCAGAGGCCUGGAAGAAGAGAAAUGGAGCCCUAGCUCCUAGUCCCCUUCCGCACCCUCCUUCCUCUUAGGUUGUGUGAGAUGUUACCUUUCACCUAAACAUCAUCUUCCUGAUUUCAGACCUUUUAACUCUGGUCUCUGAGUUCUGCUUAGUUCCACAUUUUCUACCCAUUUGCACAGAGGACCACCACCUCUCCUUUCUGGAAUCGCUAAGGUUUUCUACUUCACUUGUGACCUGGUCAUCAGCCCUACUAAUUCAGCUAAGAUGGAAGUGCCCACCCUCUCCAAAACACUUAAGCCUCCUGAUCUCAAUGAAGAGUCUUUGGACCCUAGGAUUAUGAUUGCCUUAUUUGAAAUUGGAUCAAUUUCCCCAGUUUCUUGCAGUUCUCUUCCUUCACUAAAAAGUAGUGACCACGAAGCAAUUGAACAGCGAAUUGCAAAGAAGUUUGAAAGCCUCUUAAAAGAAAUUAAAGAUAUUGUUAAACAUGUGACAAGUUAUGAACAGAAGGUCACAGAAACAAAAGAACCUUUUAAGGAAACCAAUAUGUUUGAGGUGUCAGAACUUAGAGAAAAAAUCAUAGAACUUGAUGAAAUAAAUAAAGAACUAGUGAAAAAACUGCUUGCUAGUUCGGACCUAGGGAAAAAAGAGAAUGCAAAGAAACAGGAGAUGAGGUUGGACAACCAGAACUCUGAGGACACAGUGCAAGACUGUUCAGGGGAUUUGCUAAAUUGUUCAAAAGGACAAAAAGCCCUUCCUGAAACUCAGCUAAGUAAGGAAAAAGCAAAGCACGGAUUCCCUCACAUUCAAGAAGAAAAUAUCAGACUGAGGAACAACAUGGAGCGGUUACUACAGGAAGCAGAACACUGGAGUGUGGAACAUACUGAGCUCAGCAAACUAAUAAAAUCCUAUCAGAAAUCUCAGAAUGACAUCAAAACUCUUAAAAAUAAUGGCACCCAUUCCCCAACUCAAACAAAUAAUGAGUCAGCUAAGCAAGAGCUGGAGGAACAAGUGAAGAGAUUGAAAGAAGACACAUAUUCAUUGCAUUUGAUUGCAACUUUGCUGGAGAAUGAAUGCCAAAUCUUAGAGCAGAGAGUAGAACUGCUUGAUGAACUCCAUCAUCAGAAGGAAGAACCUCAACAAGGGGAGCCAAUGCAAAUAAAUCAUGAGCAGAGCGACAGGGAACAGAAGCUACCAGAGGCAGAGAAGGUCAAAAUACAUGAGAAAAACAUGCCAGAAGUGGAAGGUACAUUUCACAAAAGAGAUCAGUUCUUUACAAGCCUGGAUAUUUGUCAUAAUAAGAAAGCUCAUAAUAACAAGUUCAAUACUCGUAUUGCAAAAAGAGCUCUUGUGGUAAAGAGGCCAGCUAGCAGCUUAAGUUAAAAAAUACCAAAAGUAGAAGAAAAGGCAGAUCUUCAAAAAACUACAUAGUACAUCCAGCUCCAGGCAUAUCAAUCAUCAAACCUAAGAGAGACCUGUUCAACCAAGAAAUAGCCAUAGAACAAGAAGGUUAACAAUUAACAUUAUUCAUUACCUUGAUGGUUAGGUAAGUUUGGUCUUUAAUGACCAUCAAUGUCAACUUUUGCUCACAUUAGUCAUCUUUACAAGCUGGUUUUGUAGUUAUUACACAGAGAUCUAUGACACUUUAACCAAAAGUGAGAAUUUACAGGUCCAAAUAAGUAAAGAUCUAAAUAAAAACCACAACAAGCAAAGGAAGGGAUUCUUUUUUCUUUAUUUAAUUAUUGCCUUGGGGAGAGAAGUUCUGGGGGAGAAAGUAUAUAACACUUUAAUUGUGAACCUUUCAAACUCCUUUCAAACACAUAUUCCUUUUCCUAUUUAUUAUCCACUCAAGUGUGGGCUGUAGUGGAGUUUUAAAAAAGCUGAUAAGUCACUCCUAAUCUUCUCAUAAAUUUCCCUGUUCCCUGGAUCUACUGUUACUAAUAUUCCCUUCUUGCUCCUCAACUAGUAAAUGGUGGGCAUACCAGGCAGCAGAGACCCUUGGGGAAGGACACCUUGGCUUCUGUAGAAGAAUAGAUGUGUCUCAAGAUUUUGUUCUGUGCU
Molecule: messenger RNA, 2205 nt
Organism: Bubalus bubalis (water buffalo)
Lineage: Eukaryota; Metazoa; Chordata; Mammalia; Artiodactyla; Bovidae
Gene: SPZ1
Product: spermatogenic leucine zipper 1
Exons: 1
Coding region: 412-1527 (371 amino acids)
Cellular component (GO): nucleus
Molecular function (GO): DNA-binding transcription factor activity
Source: RefSeq, a predicted model, not a curated record